AUGACAAGUGAAGAGAUGUUGAAGCCCAUUGCGAUUCCGCCUACAGAACCGACCAUGGCACACACUAUGGCCAAAGUGUACUGUCAAAUCAACUCUGCCAAUUCGUAUUGGGAUAAAAGAAACAAAAGCCAAUACACUCCAUCUGGCCCGACUGAAAGUGGGGGUGACCGGAUUAUCAACGGGUACGAUGUCAGCAUCAGGGAUCACCCCUGGGCGGUGUAUUUACUCGUGGAGGACGAGGGGGGAUUGAAGUUCAAAUGUGCCGGAUCCAUUGUGUCUAAAAACCUGGUGGUGACGGCGAAGCACUGCGUGAUCGGAAUGGUGGGGGGAGAGGGCUUCUACGGGGCAGCCAACCUAGAUGAGGGGGAAAAGUUUUCGUUUAAGACAGACAGCGUCACCCAUCACCCCAUGCAAUACGUAGAUGUCGCACUUAUUCAGGUCUAA
Molecule: messenger RNA, 444 nt
Organism: Symsagittifera roscoffensis
Lineage: Eukaryota; Metazoa; Xenacoelomorpha; Acoela; Convolutidae
Product: hypodermin-A-like
Exons: 4
Coding region: 1-444 (147 amino acids)
Biological process (GO): proteolysis
Molecular function (GO): serine-type endopeptidase activity
Source: RefSeq, a predicted model, not a curated record